AUGUCAGUCUCCAAUGUCAAUCUUGAAGAAUCUAUGGUACCCGUUGAGGUGCAGGCGAUUCAAGAGACGCCAAAGGAGAACAAGCUUGCAUCUUCCGCGGGUGCUUUCAAGCCGAAAUACACAAUCUACAAGCCUUCGGGACAAACUCUCUUGGGACAGUUGGUGAAUCCCCUCUACAGUUGGGACCGCUGGACCCUCACGGCGUAUCACGAUGUCCACUUCGUGAAAGAGGAGUGGGUGAGAAUCACAGUGGUCCACAACAACACCGACGAUAUAGCCAACGAAAAGAGGACAUACGAAUUGGGUUCUACCGUCAUCCACGGGUCUGAACAGGUCAACAGUGUUAGCGCAAGCGCUGGCUUCUCUGGGUGGGGCUUCAGCUUGAACGUGGGCGGAUCAAGUGAGAGUAAAACGUUCCAAUCGAACGAGGUCUCGCGAAAAGAAACCCAUGAGCGCAAUAUCACGGUUUCACCAAACAAGAGCGUUUACAUCUACCAAAAAAUCUUUACGUUUCGACUCUCCAUCUUCUUUGUGUGGAGGGAUACCCAGCAGUUCGGUGGCAAAGAGUUGAACUAUUCGAGCAGUUCCAGAUGGGAGGAUGCUGUGUAUUUGGAAUGCGUUCAGACUAUCAACUGUGAUGAGUUCUGCUGGAUCGACCACGAAAUAGAGGCCGGUGAAACCACCGUUACCAUCCCGAAUCCUCCUCGACGAGGAGCCCCACCCUCUAUCUGUCAGUGGAAGAAUCUGAAUGGAGGAUCACAACAAGCCCUAGCUGCAAACUACCCAGGUGCUCCAAGAUAA
Alternaria arbusti is the source of this 801-nucleotide messenger RNA. RefSeq lists its product as uncharacterized. The record is from RefSeq and is a predicted model, not a curated record. The transcript has a single exon. Lineage: Eukaryota; Fungi; Ascomycota; Dothideomycetes; Pleosporales; Pleosporaceae. The coding region runs from base 1 to 801 and encodes 266 amino acids.